CCCCUUCCUCCUCUCUCACCUUUUCUUCUCAAUCCGAGCAAGACGGCCGGCGGGGCGAGGGCGCCAGGCAGGAGAGGAGGAUGUCGGGAGGCCGGCGACCGGCGGCAGCCGCGACGAUGUGGGAGCAGGACGUCCUCGCGCUCCCCGUCGGCACCAUCCGCAUCCGCCUCGUCCUCCCGCGCCCGCCCUCCCACGCCGCCGGCCUCCGUCGCCUUUCCACGUGUCGCCAUGGAUGACGACGGCGGCGACUUCCCUCUCCCCGUCGGCGCCAUCCGCCUCCGCCUCGUCCACCCAUGCCGCCAGCCUCCAUCGUCUCUCCAAGUGCGGACAUGGAUGACGACGGCGGCGACCUCCCUCUCCCUGUUGGCGCCAUCUGCCUCCGCCUCGUCAACCCGUGCUUGCCCUCCCACACCGCCAGCCUCCAUCGUCUCUCCACGUGCGGCCAUGGAUGACGACGGCGGCAUCCUUCCUCUCCCCGUCGGCGCCAUCCGCCUCCGCCUCGUCCUCCCACGCCGCCGGAGCAGGAGGGCCUCCCCAACACCGCCGCCGUUGAGGCGCGGGCGCCAGAUCUGCAGCGGGCGGCGUCCAGCAGGGGAGCAACUGCACGGCAUCCUCGCGCUGGUCGGGUCCUGGCAGGCCGUGCGGACGAGCGUCCUGCCGCGUGCAGGAGCGAGGGUGUGGCGGUGGUGGGCUGCGAUGGCUUACAGGACUUCGCCGACGGUUCCGCCUCACCUCGCAGGCCUCCUCCCCACCAGCCGACCAACCUCUGCAGAGCUCGCGUGCUCUGACCUCGUCGACCGGGGGGACUUCGAUGGGGCACGCCGUGUCGCGGAUGCCGUGCUUGCCGCCGCCGGCCCUCGGGGCGAGGUUAGUGACCGCCUCGUGCAUCACUUCGCCCGCACGCUCCUCGCUCUACGCGGUGAAGACAAGGGAGGCCAUAGCGGUGAUGAAGGCGCGUCAGAGACAAGGGAGGCCAUGGCGGCGCUCGACCGCGACGUGCUCCUCUGUUGCACCGACGACCGCGCUCGUCACACUGUCCUGUCGCGCCCUGGCUGCUCUCCGCCGGCCAUCGACGUGGAGAGGAGAGGAGAGAGGAAGUGAGUUGAAAGGGAGGGUAAGAAGUGGCUGACGUGGACUGUCUGACAUGCAGGCCUCCUCCCCACGCUGACUCAGCCGCCACGUUGGAUAAAACCGGGUCAAAACCACCGAGGAACCUAAAAUGAACGGUACCUAAAAUGAACGGUUUUGUGGUUGGGGGUGAUUUUGUAACCCGAUUACAAGUUGAUGGACCUUCGGUGUACUUUUCCUAGGCUAACUAACUAGGCUUGUGUAGGGACAAGGCUUUGGCCCAAAAAAAAAGGAAUAAGUUCACCGGAGGUCCCUCAACUUAACAGCGAGAUUAUUUUGAGAUCCCUCAACUAUAAAACUAGAAAUGUUCACCCCUAAA
Molecule: messenger RNA, 1447 nt
Organism: Oryza sativa Japonica Group (Japanese rice)
Lineage: Eukaryota; Viridiplantae; Streptophyta; Magnoliopsida; Poales; Poaceae
Source: RefSeq, a predicted model, not a curated record